CGAGAUCCACCAGAAGAAGAAAUACCCUUUUGCACUUUAAAAUCUUUCCCAGCUGCCAUUGAGCACACAAUACAGUGGGCGAGGGAUAAGUUUGAAAGUGCGUUUUCUCACAAGCCUUCAUUGUUUAACAAAUUUUGGCAAACCUACCCAUCCGCAGAAGAGGUCUUGCAGAGAAUAAAGUCGGGAGAGAGUUUAGAAGGCUGUUUUCAAGCUAUCAAAUCACUCAGUAGAAGACCCCGAAAUUGGUCUCAAUGUGUGGAACUUGCAAGAAUAAAAUUUGAAAAGUAUUUUAAACAUAAGGCUCUUCAACUACUUCAUUCUUUUCCCCUUGAUACACGAUUAAAAGAUGGAAGUUUGUUUUGGCAGUCACCAAAGAGGCCACCUUCUCCAAUAAAGUUUGAAUUCAGUGAUCCUUUACACUACAGUUUCAUAGUGAGUGGUGCAAAACUCUUUGCAAGAGUAUACUGUGUCACUGUCACAGAAAAGGAUUUGUCAGAAGAAACUAUUUUGAAGAUCAUUUCAGGAGUAAAUAUACAAGAGUUCAGACCUUCAAAUAAAGUUGUGCAGACAGAUGAAACUGCAAGGAAACCAGACCAUAUUCCAGUAAGCAGUGAAGAUGAGAGGAAUGCUAUUUUCCAGCUGGAAAAAGCCAUAUUAUCCAAUGAAGCUCUGAAAAAUGACUUGCAAAUGAAGAUGCUCUCCUUUGAAAAAGAUGAUGAUGCUAACGGGCAUAUAGACUUCAUAGCAGCAGCAUCUAAUCUGCGAGCCAAGAUGUACAACAUUGAACCAGCGGAUCGGCUCAAAACAAAGCGCAUCGCUGGAAAGAUUAUUCCUGCUAUUGCAACUGCUACUGCUGCAGUGUCUGGCUUGGUUGCCCUGGAACUGAUCAAAGUUGUGGGUGAACAUCCAUUUGAAGCAUAUAAGAAUUGUUUUUUAAAUCUAGCCAUUCCAAUAAUAGUGUUCACAGAAGCUGCUGAAGUAAGAAAAACAGAAAUAAGAAAUGGAAUAUCGUUUACAAUCUGGGACAGGUGGACUAUUUAUGGGAAAGAAGAUUUCACUCUACUGGACUUCAUAAAUGCUGUUAGAGAGAAAUACGGAAUAGAGCCAACAAUGGUUGUACAGGGCGUCAAAAUGCUGUAUGUUCCUGUGAUGCCUGGUCACAUCAAAAGAUUAAAGCUGACGAUGCAAAAGCUAGUGAAACCAUCAGCUGAUAAGAAAUACGUGGAUCUCACAGUGUCGUUUGCUCCAGAAACAGAUGGAGAUGAAGACUUGCCAGGGCCACCAGUGAGAUACUACUUCAUCCAUGAAGACAAUUGAUGGUAAUGCUCUAGGACCAUUUGCUUUGAAGGGAGUGUGCUGAUUUCGGCGUAAAACAAGUAAUACAUAUUUCUUUGGUGAAGCCUUAAUUAAAACAGGAACAGUUGAAGUCAGUGAAUUGCACUGAAGAGGUCUGUCAAACUGGAUUUACCGUUCACCUGUCCCUAGUCUCUGCAUACAUCUGUCUGCUCAUAACGAGGAUUGGAGGUUUGCUGAAAUGGAAUGUCAUGUAGAAUGCGUACCACAAAGAAGAGAUUUAUAUUAAUUUAUGGGGGAGGGGGGGAAAUGGCAAACUUAGCAUCUUAUUUCAAUAUGCAAGAUAAAUGUUAAAUGGAGGGAGAGAGCAAAAAUGGGGGAAAUUAUUGUUUUAUAACAUGGUGGUCAGUAAUGUUUUAUAAUCCAUUUCUCAUGACUCUCUUCUAAAAUUGGGGUGCCAACUGCAUCAUCUGAGCACUGGGCCAAAUUCAUCCCAAGUGUAAUUUGAUUAAAAAAGCAAAUGAAUUUGCCUCAUUUACAUUGUUGGUGUUCUCUUCUGAGCCAUUGCUAUUACUGUAUGUUGGGGCAGUUCUUUUAGGUCAGUCUGGAUGUGGAAACGCAGGGGGCAGAUUCUCAGAGGGUGUAAAUUGUCAGAGCUCCAUUGAAGUCAACCGAGUGACGACAAGUGAGUUCUGCCCCAAGAGCACAAUUUGGGAACAGUGAAGUAUGGGGAAAGCUGAAAUCUGUUGGAGAGUUGGGCCCUUAUUCUCCCAGUUAAGCUCUUCUGCUUGAUGAAGAGGCAGGUGAAGUUGUGGCUAAAAUUUUUUGCCUCCAAAUUAAGAGCAAGGUAGCAAAUUGUUACUUUUUUGAAGGGGGAGGGUCAAGAGGGUAUUCUGUGUAUUUCAUAUCAAACAUUUGGUUCCUUUUAUCUCCUCUUGGCGCCAUAACUCUAGAAGGAAGCUUUAUAUAGCGUAUCUGUCUCUACAACACAAAUCUGAGUUCAUCUGAAAAUCAAGUUUAGAUUGGCCUCAAUCUAUAAUUUAGGCGUCUAAAGUCUGAUAGAUCCAUUUAAUUUAGCAACAAUCAGGAAAUCAUUUUGGCUAUGGCAGUUAGGAGAAAAUGCUGGUGCAGUACGACAGCAUCAGUGGCAGAAUUCUUCGGCAUCUAUGCCCCGGACAAGUGAGCUUCUGUGAAUUGUUCCCCUGAUUAUGGAAAAACUAAAGCAAGUGAGAUGGGAACAAAAAUCGAAUCUACUAACAUCGCCCUGAACAUUAUUAUUUUUGCUUUGGAAAUAGUUUGCAUUUACUGUAUCUCCUGCAUAUGAUGCAAAACUUGUUCACCACUAUAAAAUCAGUGAUGUCAAUGUGUGAUUCAGUUUAUUAACCUUUAGGGAUCUUUUGGAGCCUAAAAUAUUGGAUAACUGUGCUUGUUCUCAUCUUCCCUCUCCUCCCAAUUUGCUUAUUCAAGAACAAAAUAUCUGGAUGGUUGGGCAUUUGGACACCAAAUAUGUAUUGAAUAUACAAGCUGGAAUCCAUUAAAAUUAUUCCAAUAUUUGGGAAUAAGUCUUAAAUGUAGUACCUCUUUUGUAAGGUGUAUAUAUUUUUUACUCUCAACAUAGUUUAUAGAUAUUUUAUAGUUUUAACAGAUUUGAUUUGAAACCCAGCUGGUUUAUUUAACUUUUUUUUUUUUUUUUUUUUUUACAACUUAUUCUUUAAAAAAACAAACAUUCCGUAAAACAGGCAAAGAGAUGGCAUUCUUAGAGAUGGCAAAGUGCAUACUUGACAUAGGGCAAAAGGCAGAAAGGGAAGACUAUUUGAGAGUAAAUAUCUGCUUCUGAGUGCUGACUGAAAUGUGUGUUCCCCCCAGCAAUAGCAGGGAGUGUAAAUCCCAAAUGAAAUCUGUGAUCUGGAUUUUAUUUUUUAUUUCAAUGUUUGGGGCAAACGUAAAGCGCUGUGAACUCUAAAAGUCAGGGGCUGGGAAACAAUAAAAUGUAAUUUGAGUAA
Trachemys scripta elegans is the source of this 3296-nucleotide messenger RNA. RefSeq names its product ubiquitin-like modifier-activating enzyme 6. Gene Ontology annotation, molecular function: SUMO activating enzyme activity. Gene Ontology annotation, biological process: protein sumoylation. Gene Ontology annotation, cellular component: cytoplasm; SUMO activating enzyme complex. NCBI's taxonomy places the organism in Eukaryota, Metazoa, Chordata, Testudines, Emydidae. The record is from RefSeq and is a predicted model, not a curated record.